Molecule: messenger RNA, 3411 nt
Organism: Porites evermanni
Lineage: Eukaryota; Metazoa; Cnidaria; Anthozoa; Scleractinia; Poritidae
Source: the annotation of a GenBank genome assembly
AUGUUUAUCACUCUUGGAGAGAGCGUUCAAGAAAUCAUGCUUGAAAGAAUAAGGCGGGCGAAGAGUUUAGGAAUCCUCGCAGAUGAAGCUGCUGAUGUCGCUGUUUUGCUACAGUUGAUUAACUUCAUUAAGUAUAUUAACCCAGAAAUAGGUGAGGCUGAAACAAUUCUUGCCAACCAAGUGUAUGAAUGCCCGCCAAGGUGCAAAUGCUGAGGUCAUCACUGGUCAAAUCUCGGUCGCCUAAAGAAAGCAACUUAAAAGUAAGAAAUCUAAAGUCAGUUGUCAGUGAUGGUGCAAGAAUCAUGACUGGAGAAUACAGUGGUGUUGCAACAUGGUUUUAUUGUAUCUGCCACAGGCCGGCCCUAACUUGUGCGGACACGGGAGACAGAAUUAAGUAUAUAAAGGAAGUGGAAACUAUUUUGAAAGAAACAUGGCAUUUUUUGAGAAUACUCCAAAAACCACCAGUAUUUUCAUGAAGGUACAAACAGAACUUUAAAACUUAACCUUGACAGACAAUACUAAAAAAUUUUGUCAAAAAAAAAGAGAGAAAAGCUUGCCAUACCCGUAUCUUGUCAAAGAUAUUCAUGCAAUAGAGAGCGUGCAAAGACGCGCGUCAAGAUUAGCUCUUAGGCAAAAAAGAGGUGAUAUGUCUUAUGAAGAGCGUCGUGACACGUUACAUUGGCCAUCUUUGUCCAGUCGUAGGACAUAUUCCUCUCUUGUUGAAUGUUAUAAGAUCGUGUUUGGCUUAUCACACUUGGAUUUUGAGGAAUUCUUUCAAUUCGCAAACGUCAAAUCCACUAGGGCAAAUCACUCGUAUAAGCUUUAUUGUAAAUUAUCUAGAAUCAACUGUUUUAAAUAUUCUUUUUUUAACAAUGUAAUUAGUUAUUGGAACAAUUUACCUAGUAAUGUUGUUGAAGCCGGUACCCUUGAACUUUUUAAAUGUAAACUCAAAUCCUUUUUAAAGUUGUAAUUUUUAUUGUUUGUUUGUUGUUUUUAGGAGAGUUUUAUUCAUAGGGUUAACCUCUAGACUCUCCCUUUCAAAUUUAUGUAGUUAUAUAUGAGUUUGAAUAAAGAUGUAUGUUAAACAUGUAUGUUGAACAGAGUGUAAACAGUGUGUUUCAGAUAUAUGUUGCUUUGCUCCACACAAUCAAGAGCUAGAUAAGGAUGCCCUUGCCCUGGGCCUGUUAGAGAAGAUACAAAAUUAAAUUAUUGGGAACCGACAAUAACUAGCAUAAUCAACCACUCAUUUACCUUUUCGAUUUUUCCACGUGCCUGGAAAAAAGGUGAAAUGGUCCCUCAUCUCUACUUCUGCCUGUGCUUUCCAAAGCAGCCGAGAGAAUUACCCUAGGUCAAUUUAAUGACUAUUUAACCACCAAAGUGGAAACCGGAAGCACCACUCGACAGAAACUUUGAGCUUGCUCUUAAGGGAUCACAUCUUCAGUGCCAUGCAUAAUAAGCAUAUUACAACGAUGGUGGUUAUUGAUUUAAGCAAAGCCUUUGACAGCCUAUGCUAUUUCAAAACUACAAAAAACCUCAAUACCUCAAACAAAGCUAUUCUUUGGUUCGAAAGUUAUCUUACAAACAGACAACAGUCCACUCGUGUUGCAACUUCAAUGUCAGAACCACUCACUAUUACACACGGCAUACCUCAAGGCUCAAUUCUUGGCCUAACACUUUUCAGCCUGUGUAUGAAUGAUCUACCCAAAGUCAUCAAGUUUAGUAACAUCAAAUCUUGCGUUGAUGACACUAAGAUAUAUUUGUCGUUCACAUCAAAGGACAUUGAUUCAUGUCUACGCCAAGUUGCUGAGGAUUUAAACACGUUUCAGAGUGGUAUUACGCUAACCACCUUUUGAUCAAUCCUGAAACUAAAGCAGUUUGUCCUCUCUGGGGUGAGGUAACUUAUCUCCAAGUUGCCCAGUAACAUCACCAUACCUUUCCUUGUUCAAGACCUAGUACCUGUAACUUCCGUCAAGGACCCUGGCGUCACACUUGGUUUGAACCUGACCUUCAGUGGCCAUACCGCUUCACUAACCUCCUCUCUUUUGUCAGCAUUAGUUCAAAUAAAUAGGGUAUGACACUUGUUCUUCAAAGAUGUACAGUACGUAAUCCUAAAUACCCUAGUAUUUAGCAAACGGUUCUACUGCACGACCAUAUGGUCUAAAACUUCUAACGAAAACAUCCAUAAACUACAACUUAUGCAAAAACUUUGCCAGCCGCAUACUACUAACACAAAAAAGUUUGAUCACAUUACACCAGGUCUUACAUGAACUUGGUUGGCUCACCAUCGAAGAGCUACUAUACUUAUGUGAUAAAACAAUGAUCUUUAAAUGUCUGAGUGGUCUUGUGCCCAGGUACUUAAGAACUAAUUUUGUAAAACGCUCAGAAACUGCCUCGUAUUGCACUAAACAGAACAAUCAACUUUAUCUCCCUUAGUGCCGAACCUCCUCAACACAGCGUGCCUUCCGUUUCAGGGCAUCUAACUGUUGGAACAGUCUACCCAAUGAUAUUAGAAACUCUGCCUCUAUUAAGGUUUUUAAAAGGACGGCCAGGCUUGAGAUAAUCAGAAUGCAGAAAUAGAAAAUUUACUCCUAGUUUUUUUGAUCUUUGUAAUUAAUUGUUUAUUAGCUUUUCAUUUUUUUAUAAUUGUAGUUCUAGCAUUCAAAUGUAAUUGUCUUUUAUACAUGUAAUAUUUGCCUAUUUAGUACAUUAUGCUUAGUGAACAAUCUCGUAAAUUCAUUCUGAAAAACCUAAUUGGGAGAAUUAAUAAAUGUAUUUUAUUGUAUUCUCAAGGAAGUUUUUCCAAGUAUUUCCACAUUACGCAAGUCAUUCAAGGCUGGAGCCCUAAACUUCUCUCUUGUUGGACCAGCAAUUAAACACAUAUGUAGCUGCUAGCUAGCCCACGCCUGCGCGGUAGGAAAAAAUUUUUGCACUCUUUGGGUCAAGUGACCAAGCAUAGUUUUAAGAUGCAUGAUCAUUAGCUUGACGGUUGGGAACUGUCGCAUUUACUCCUUCCGUGAUGGAUUUGGUAGUUCAAGGAUAGUAUCUUAUAGGCUCACAAGGUAUUAGCCUUACCUUUCGUUUCCAUUUUAUUUGGUUUAUUAUUUCGCCCUUUGUAUGUAAUUUCCUAAUUAAGUUUGUAUUCGUAUUUGUUUACCUACUACAUUUCUCGUCACGUCGUCAAGAUUUUUCAGCUGUAUUUUCCUUUUAGUUUUACAUCAACCUUGCCAGGAGGAAAUCCACGAGAAAAUCGUCGAAGCCCUCACUAAGCCAAGUGUUAUUAUAGACUCUGGAAUUACCAUUUCUCCUCCCACUCCACGCAUGAGUUCACUCCCUGCAACUGCUUCAGUCGCCCCAGCUACAUCUUCUGUCACCCCAAGCAUGUUUCAUUACCCAAACCGCCCCAAGCACUAA